Messenger RNA from Mus musculus (house mouse), 2493 nucleotides. It is a transcript of the gene Etfrf1, whose product is annotated as electron transfer flavoprotein regulatory factor 1. Gene Ontology annotation, biological process: negative regulation of oxidative phosphorylation. The transcript is spliced from 4 exons. Bases 634 to 894 code for a protein of 86 amino acids. Gene Ontology annotation, molecular function: enzyme inhibitor activity. The record is from RefSeq and is a predicted model, not a curated record. NCBI's taxonomy places the organism in Eukaryota, Metazoa, Chordata, Mammalia, Rodentia, Muridae. Gene Ontology annotation, cellular component: mitochondrion.
UCCGGCAGACGGUCGGAGCAUUUACGGCCGUGGUGCCGCAAAGCGCUGGAGUGAGGCGGUCUGAGCAAGCUGUCGUCUGGACCCCAGACCUGCUGGUGGUGAAGUAUGCCUUAGGCGAGGGCUUCCGGGCGUGGGGAGAGCUGCGUCUCACACUGAAACGCAGGCUGACCUGGAACUCGCGGGCAUCCCUCAGCUUCCUCCUGAGAGCUGGGGUUAUAGCCGAGGCCCGCCACGGCCAGCCUUGUAAAAAGGUUUCUUCCUCGCUUCUUUUGCGUCUGGACGAGCCCUUCCCGGGGGAUCUGGGGAAUGGCGCCAGCUCACGACUAGCUAAAGCACCGAGUCAAAAGCAUGGUCAGCAGCAUGGAUGCUGUCUGCUCUGCCUCCCGUGGAACCUUUCCAAGUGCUCCCUUUGCCCGCUGCCUCUUACUCUGCAUUCUCCUUAAGGACCAACCUUCUUGAUCUUGAUCGAACAACCCAAUUUAUCUUAGUUUUAAAAUUUCCUCCAAGAAUACUCUUCUAGAUUUGGACUCUUAGUUUCUUCCAAAUAAUCAAGCCAAGCCUUGAGAGCAGGGCAGACAGCUUUACUUUUGGUAUAUCAUGUAUAAAAGUGGAUCAAUUCCAUGUUAAGUGAAAAUGGCCAAUUCGUUACGAGGAGAAGUACUGACUCUUUAUAAAAAUCUGCUGUAUCUUGGACGGGACUAUCCAAAAGGAGCAGACUAUUUUAAAAGGCGUUUGAAGAACGUUUUCCUUAAAAACAAGGAUGUGGAGGACCCAGAGAAGAUCAAAGAACUUAUCGCACGAGGAGAAUUUGUAAUGAAGGAGCUAGAGGCCUUGUACUUCCUUAGGAAAUACAGAGCUAUGAAGCAACGUUACUAUUCAGAUACCAAAGUCUGACCAAUCAUUGCACCAGUCGAGCUGACAACCAGUGCUGGCUGUUUGCCUGUACCAACUAUUAAAAAAUAAUUCAGUUUAAAAGGGUGAGAUACAUGGUUUUUAAAAAAAUGAGUUGCCCUACUGUACUGAAAUAGGUUUCAACCUUAUUGAUACUGAGAGCUUUGCCCAUAAUCCUUUUAUUACUGAAAUAGUAACUUUAGUACCUUUCAUGAUAAUAUAAUUUUGAAAGAAAAUACACUUAAUUUUUAAACAUGUUAUAGCCAAUUUUCUUAAGUCUAUUUCUUCAUUUACUGAUGAGAUUGUCACUAUCGAAUGGUGUCUGACAGGCUUGCCCUUUAGCUUCUAGAGUGUCUUUGUCCUUGUUUUUUGUUGUUUUGUUAGCCCAUCUAGUAUACUAAAGUGCAUAUUCAAGGCUCUCUACAGACACCUCAAAAUGAUUUAAAUGCAGUUAUCAAAAUAAGACAUGUGAAGGUGACCUCUAUCUUGAGAAGCUCAGUGGGUGACUAGCAUUGUGUAGCUAUUAUUCCCAUUAUUCUUUGUGCUGCUGGCCUGCCUUAAGUUCUGAACCACUUCAAGUAGCUUUCAUGAGGAGUUGUAAUGUUCCUCUAUUUCUGCCAUUAAAGCUGGUAUAUUUUCUGUCGACCUGUAACCGAGUCCAUGUGGCAGUGGACCUAACCCAGGCAGGACUGUAAGUUUAAGCAAAAAUGUUUAUGUAAUGUUUUUAGCAACGUUAUAAAUAACAUUUCUAACUUAAAAGCUGCAAAUAGUGUUGCUUAUAGGAUUCUGUAUCAGGCUGGAGAGAUGGCUCAGUGGUUAAGAGCACUGACUGCUCUUCCAGAGGUCCUGAAUUUAAUUCCCAGCAACCAUAUGGUGGCUUACAACCAUCUGUAAUGGGAUCUGAUGUCCACUUCUGGUGUGUCUGAACACAGACAGUGUACUCAUAGAAUAAAUAAAUAAACGAAUAAAUCUUAAAGUCUUAAAGGAGUCUUUAUCAACUACCAAGCAGACAUUUCCACCAAGAAAUACCUAUAGCCAGGAUGGGGAUGAGGCUCAGUGUUAAGUACUUGCCUAAGGAACACGUGAGGCUCCAAAAUUGAGCCUUAACCACAAUUAAAACUACAUAAUUACACACUUCAUAGUCACCAUAACUAUUUUUAUUACAUUACAAUGAUUAGGAGCAGUACGGUUCAUGACAAAAAUAUUACAAAUUUCAGAUCACUUCACAGCACGUACUCCUAUAAACAUUUAAAAGUUAAUUUUAAUUAAGAGUGGUCACUUUUAAAUUUAAUGUUUGAUAUGACCAACAUUCCCUAGGUCAGCGCAACCAAAGGAUGGAAAACAACUGGAUCACACUGCAUAUGUCCCAUAACAAACAAACAAACAAACAAACAAACAAAACAGAAAGAAAAGGAAUGGAAAGAAGGAAAGCACAAUGUACAAAAUGUGCAUGUUUCAGUUUACACUAUACAAAAAUAGUUAAAAUACAUCCCAGGUAAACAUGUUACACUAAGAAAUAGCACUAGUAAGAAAUUGGCACUCAAAUAAAAAUGCAGAAGUGUUUCAACAUGAAGACAUGAAACGGGAUUGGGGCACUGGAGC